Lachancea thermotolerans CBS 6340 is the source of this 1287-nucleotide messenger RNA. RefSeq names its product cation diffusion facilitator family transporter. Lineage: Eukaryota; Fungi; Ascomycota; Saccharomycetes; Saccharomycetales; Saccharomycetaceae. The record is from RefSeq and is a predicted model, not a curated record. Gene Ontology annotation, biological process: intracellular zinc ion homeostasis; zinc ion transmembrane transport. Gene Ontology annotation, cellular component: fungal-type vacuole membrane. The transcript has a single exon. The coding region runs from base 1 to 1287 and encodes 428 amino acids. Gene Ontology annotation, molecular function: zinc ion transmembrane transporter activity.
AUGUAUUCUGGCAAGGAAAUAAGGAUUCUCACGCUCUUGUUCAUCGACACGUUGUUCUUUUUCCUGGAGAUCGUGGUUGGAUAUGCGGUUCAUUCCUUGGCGUUAAUCGCGGACUCCUUUCAUAUGCUAAACGACAUCUUCUCCCUGAUUAUUGCGCUAUGGGCUGUCAACGUGUCAAAGAACCGGGGGGCCGACGCCUCGUACACCUACGGAUGGAAGAGAGCUGAGAUUCUUGGUGCUCUGGUUAAUGCUGUUUUCUUGAUUGCGCUUUGUGUGUCCAUCCUUAUUGAGGCCAUUCAACGCUUUUUCCAGCCCCAAGAAAUCGAGAACCCUAAGCUUGUGCUGAUUGUGGGUUGUUUGGGUCUCGCAUCCAACUUCAUCGGUCUCGUUUUGUUCCAUGAACAUGGCCACUCGCACGGUCACUCGCACUCAUUAGGAGAACCUGAGUCACUGGACGCCGACCAUGAGUCUGGACACAGCCACUCGCACGCCACCCAUUCUCCGGGCGAAUCUUCCCAGAAUAUUGGGGAGAUGCUGCCUUCCACGGUUGUUGAAUCUUACAGUCGUGAAGCUUCUCCUCUUCUAGGUAACAAAGACAGCAACGGUAAUGCACAAGUGGACCAUGACCACAAAAAGAGCCAAAAAUCUCUAAACAUGCACGGUGUGUUCUUGCAUGUUCUUGGCGACGCCUUGGGCAACGUCGGGGUUAUUGCAACUGCACUGUUUAUUUGGAAAACCCAAUAUUCCUGGAGGUUCUACACAGACCCUGCGGUUUCAUUGUUAAUCACCGUUAUAAUCUUCUCUUCAGCUCUACCGCUAUCUUUCAAAGCUUCGCGAAUCUUGUUACAGGCGACGCCAAGCUCGGUUUCCGCUGACGAGGUAAAGCAGGAGAUAAUGGAAAUUCCAGGAGUUGUGUCUGUCCAUGACUUUCAUAUCUGGAACUUGACUGAGUCGCUGUCCAUCGCUUCAAUCCACGUUGAGAUAGAGUCCACCCCAGACGAGUUCAUCAAUGUUGCUAGUUUGAUAAGAAGCAUUUUCCAUCGUCACAACAUUCAUUCUGCCACAGUCCAACCGGAGUUCGUGUCAGGAAAUGUUAGUGACGACACAUAUAAAAGAUUCUCAAGAAUUGCUGGUGGCGGAGUGUACGGUUCGUCCUCCUUGUCAUUGAGGAACGAUGCGCUUGACAGGGGAAACGCUGCCUACGGAGCUACUUCGAGCGAAGCUCGUUGUAUUUUCGAUGAAGCCGCCAACUGUAACACCGACAACUGUUUACCUUCCGAGAACUAA